Molecule: messenger RNA, 1667 nt
Organism: Diachasma alloeum
Lineage: Eukaryota; Metazoa; Arthropoda; Insecta; Hymenoptera; Braconidae
Exons: 4
Coding region: 37-1161 (374 amino acids)
Source: RefSeq, a predicted model, not a curated record
GUCGCGGUCGCAGUGCAGAACAAGCACCAUCGCACCAUGGUUCGCCCAGUUUCUACUCCCAACCGUGAGGACGCCGUGAGAAAAAUAAAAUCUUUCAUUGCGGCACAUAAAUACGGCGUCCCAGCAGCCAAUAUUUCCGAAGAAUUUGAGCACCUGGAGGGAGCGCCUCUGGACCUUCCAAGGGACUGCGAGACACUUUACGACUUGAUCCAGGAGAUUCCGGAGAUCAGGACGAGGAGACGUAACGGGGAGCUUCGUUACGUUCUUGAGAACAGUGCGAAAAUCUCCCAUCUGACGGAGAUGAUUUCCAAACAGAAAUCGUUUGCACGCAAAAAAGACUGGCGCGUAGUAAGCAGGGAAGUGGGGGCUGAGAAUCGUCGGUCGCAAAGGAAGAAGCAGUACGAGAUCCACCGGGAGUUGAAUUCUUCCGAUGACUCCGGCAAGAGAUCGUCUGCACCUUCGUCGAAGGAUUCUCGAGGGCGUCCAGUGAAGCCCAUCACGAAUCCACCCCCCACGAAUCGUCAAGUCGUGCAGACGCCACUAGUGUCCAAUCGCCAGUUGAUCGGGGAUGACUUCUUCCUCCAACUGGCAAUCAGGGAGUUGAAACAACCGAUCUGGAGGGAGUGGAGGAAUGGCCCGCUGCACUCGGGGCUCUGCGUCAGCGGGCAGACCGUGAGGGACUGCAUCAAGGCCCUCCAGGAGGUGGAAGUCAUGUCGAAUAAACUCGUCAUCAUGCUGGGGGCAGAGGACGUCUAUCAGGGGAGGGAGGCGUCCUACAUUCAGGACGAUUACGAGGAGCUCCUCGAGCUCUUGACCAGCAAAUUUGCGUACUCGGUCGGGGCUAUUACUCUGUGCACAGUCCCACCUCUAGGAAAUAUCAGUUGGCUGAAUCAACCGACGCAGUUCACUGCUCUAAGGGCUCUUAACUACUUCAUCGUUAAUCACGCUGUUUCCAAUGGGUACCAGUUGGCCGAUUUCUUCAGCCAUUUCUCGAAUGUUCGGGGAACACCAAAGUACGAGCUGUUUCAAGUGGAACCCAGGAGGGUCUCGGGGACUCCCUACUCGUACCUCCUCUUCGGGGAGCAAGGACGGCGAUUAGCUAUGACACUGUUGAAUCACGUCAUCGAUGGUGGUCUCCAUGAUUGCGACACACAAUAUUAAUUAUUGACACCAUAUUAAUUAUUUAAUUACAGUAAUUCUUGGCUAGAGAUGAACGAUCAAUUGGAAGAAAGACUUGUCAUUAAAUUAUAACACUUUUACCAUAAAAUUUCCCUAAUUAUUCCAGUGAUCAGGAUAAUUCUGGAGACUUCAAUCCAAGCAAAUUGAUUCCAUGCUCGCAAACGUUUGCGAAUCAAUCUUCCUUGGGUUUCGUCUCUGGAAUUUUAUUCUGUUCAUGGGAGGAGUAAUUGAGGAUUUUUUAUUGAAAGUUGAGGCUAGAAUUUAAUGGCAAUGAAAGCGCUUUCUCACAACUGAUCCCUCACCUCACGCUUUUUAGCUCAAGAAUUGCUGUAUUAUUCAAUGGACAGUAGUUGAAUAAAAUUUUAAAAUACAAAAGGAGCGAGACGACGGAUGAAAAAGUUAUAUAUUUAUUGUUUUUUUAAAUUAUUGUAAAUACUGUAUAAAUCUGGAAAACUGAGGAACACUUGAAAUAUAAAUUUAUAAUUCAU